This is a messenger RNA of Nannospalax galili (Upper Galilee mountains blind mole rat), 347 nucleotides long. Its product is annotated as 60S ribosomal protein L35a-like. Gene Ontology annotation, cellular component: cytosolic large ribosomal subunit; ribosome. The coding region runs from base 1 to 333 and encodes 110 amino acids. The transcript is spliced from 2 exons. The record is from RefSeq and is a predicted model, not a curated record. Gene Ontology annotation, molecular function: structural constituent of ribosome. Gene Ontology annotation, biological process: ribosomal large subunit biogenesis; cytoplasmic translation. NCBI's taxonomy places the organism in Eukaryota, Metazoa, Chordata, Mammalia, Rodentia, Spalacidae.
AUGUCUGGAAGGCUGUGGUGCAAGGCCACUUUUGCUGGCUACAAAGGAGGUCUUUGGAACCAACAAGAGCAUACAGCUCUUCUUAAAAUUGAAGGUUUUUAUGCCCGAGAUGAAACUGAAUUCUACUUAGGCAAGAGAUGCACUGACAUGUAUAAAGCAAAAAACAACACAGUGACUCCUAGUGACAAACCAAACAAAACCAGAGUAACCUGGGGAAAGGUAACCCAGGCCCAUAGAAACAGUGGCAUGGUUCGUGCCAAAUUCCGAAGCAAUCUUCCUGCAAAGGCCAUUGGACACAGAAUCCGAGUGAUGCUGUACCCCUCACGGAUUUAAACUAAUGGAACAUA